Messenger RNA from Alternaria hordeiaustralica, 651 nucleotides. RefSeq lists its product as uncharacterized. The transcript is spliced from 2 exons. The record is from RefSeq and is a predicted model, not a curated record. Lineage: Eukaryota; Fungi; Ascomycota; Dothideomycetes; Pleosporales; Pleosporaceae. The coding region runs from base 1 to 651 and encodes 216 amino acids.
AUGAGUAGGCCUAUAAAGCCCCCUCGUCGCCUGGUAGGAGAGGAAACCAACACCAACAAGACCAACAAACUUCGCAUACACUCAUCCCGUUCAAUCAUACUGUCACUCAUCAUGCUCUCCAAGAUCACCGCCCUCGCUCUUCUCGCCACCGGCGCAUCCGCAACGGCCCUCCCCCGUAGCGCAGACUGGACCUGGGACGUCACCGACUUCAGCAGCGUCUGCAGCGCAUCCGCCUGCCGCUACUCCUUCAACAUCUCCGCACCCGCCGGCCCCUCCGGCCAGCCAGCCUUCGAUGCAGAGUUCUGCUCUGGCACCAGUCUCCAGGGCGGCUACAAAUCUUGCGAUGUGGUUGGUAUCGAUAGACCGGGCGAUGUGCAGACGCAAGAGUUCAAUCGCGGGAGUGAUGUUGGUGCGACUGUUAGUGUGCAGUACACGUUUACGCAGGGUGAAGUGAGGUACACGUAUACGGGUAACGAGACUGUUAAGCAUACUGGAUUGGGUCCGGCGGUGGAUUUCAGUAUUGUGCCUACGGAGGUGACUGCUGUCGCUAAGAAGGCCAAGAAGUCACUGGACAAGGACGUACAACCCCGUUUUCUCGGCAAGAUGUCCAAAGGGGUCAAGUAUGUGAACCCGCCUGGCUCACAGGAGUAA